Messenger RNA from Myxocyprinus asiaticus (Chinese sucker), 3153 nucleotides. RefSeq names its product protein tyrosine phosphatase domain containing 1b (gene ptpdc1b). The coding region runs from base 164 to 2140 and encodes 658 amino acids. The record is from RefSeq and is a predicted model, not a curated record. Gene Ontology annotation, biological process: protein dephosphorylation; cilium assembly. The transcript has 10 exons. Gene Ontology annotation, molecular function: protein tyrosine phosphatase activity. NCBI's taxonomy places the organism in Eukaryota, Metazoa, Chordata, Actinopteri, Cypriniformes, Catostomidae.
GUUGUGCCUCUUGCCAGAAGACAGGACAAAUAAUAUUGUCAUGUACCAACAUAAUGAUGGAGAGACAAGUUAUUAAAUCAGCUGUGGAUUCAGUGGAUGGAAGAGAAAUUACAGUUAAUUUUCUGUAGUUGUGUUUGGAGUUUGACAUGGAGGUGGGUGUAUCAUGGACUUUGUGAAGGAUUCCAGGCUUCCCAGAGCAAAAUACACAAUGGUUGGAGAGGUGCUGCGUUAUGUUAUCCCCUGCCAUAUGCAGUGCUCCAUUGGAUGUGGUGGCCAGGCAUGCAAGUAUGAGGAUCCCUCGCAUUGGAGUGAAGACGAUCAGGCCAUCAAUGGAAUCUAUUCUUCCUGGAUUACUGAUGACUUGCUCGCCAUGGCACGUCCAUCCACAGAAAUUAUCGAAAAAUACAACAUAAUUGACCAAUUUCUGAGAUGUGGCUUGAAGACACUUAUUAACCUCCAAUGCCCUGGUGAGCAUGCCAGCUGUGGAAACCCACUUGAAGCCGAGAGUGGCUUCACUUACCGACCAGAGACAUUCAUGGAGGUUGGCAUUUAUUUUUACAACUUUAGAUGGAAUGACUAUGGUGUGGCCUCUCUCAUGACCAUCUUGGAUAUGGUGAAAGUCAUGUCUUUUGCCAUUCAAGAGGGUAAAAUGGCUAUUCACUGUCAUGCGGGGCUUGGAAGAACAGGUGUUUUGCUAGCCUGCUUUUUGGUGUUUACCUCAUGGAUGACAGCAGAUCAAGCCAUUUUAAAGGUUAGAGAAAAACGUCCAAACUCUAUCCAGACAAGAGGACAGCUACAGUGUGUCAGACAAUUCGCUCAGUUCCUUGUCCCGCUAAGGAAUGUGUUUGCUUACGCUGAGCCGAGAGCCCCCCCUGUUACUCUUUCACAAUACUUGAUCCGCCAAAAACAUAUGCUACAUGGAUAUGAGGCUCGACAGUUAAGAUAUGUGCCAAAGCUGGUCCCCUUCAUUUGCAGACUUCUAUUGGACAUUGCAGAGAAUCGUCAGGUUAUUGAGGAGGACAUUGUUGAGGUUCCUGACAUCACACCUGUAGUGGAGAAUACUUUGAAUGAAAAUGCAAUGUAUCCAUUCAACAGAGAGAUUAUGGGAAAUGGGAUCACUAUGAUCAGGCCCCGUCUUCCAGGUUUACCCCAAGUCAAUAGAGACAACUCACAACCUCUUUACUAUGUCCGUAAGAGCCUUAGCUACAGUGAGUCUGACCUACGGAGGUUAGCUGCAUCUUUAAACCUCUCCGAUAACCCUCUUGGAGUUUUAGCCACCAUCCACUCCUCUAACAUCAACAGUCAAUUAGAAGCUUUCAACAGUGUUUCUGCAAACUAUGCUGCACCUUCUCUAGGCACUUGUAAGGAUAGUCCCAUCUACAGUUCAACCAACAAUAUAUGGGAGCUGAAAACUCUGAUGGACCAGCAGGUAGGAUCUCCACUGCUCAAAAAAAGGAGGAAAUCUGUCUUGCAGCGAAGCCAGUCUGUAGGUGUUUCAGAUCAGAAAAACACCACAAGCAUCAGCAAAAUACUUUCGUUCUGGAAGAAAGACCCCAAGCCAAGCACUGAACAUGAUGGGGCUAAAAAUGAGGAGAAAGAACUUUCGGAAGUGCCCUUCAUCACUGUCCAAUCCGAGUUGUCUCUGGACUCACGUCGCCUCUUGGUUGCUCAGUCACUUGUGGUAGACCUUGAGCAGGAUGGAGAGAAGGAACAUAUUCAGAAGGUGUCCACUUGGCAGACAGAUCUUAAUUACCAGGGUGCAUGGGAGCGACUGUGUUUGGAAAGAGACCCGUUUAUUCUUUCUGGAAUCAUUUGGUCAUGGCUGGAGCAGCUCAAGGAACCAGUCAUCUCAGCUCAUGAUGUUCACACACUGGAAAAGGCCAGUCAGGAUGGCAAAACUGUCCUAAAUAGCCUAGAUAGGGCUUCAAAAGAAACAGUGACGUGCAUUCUGGACUGUUUUGCUCAUCUAUUCACAAUACAAGAGGAAGUUGAGAGUGCUUUUCUAGAGCGAGCAACCAAAGCUUUCACAAAGGUGAAAAACACAGAUGGUGGGAAAAGUGUCCAUGAGAUCAUGAAAAAGGUCUUGAAGCUCGUUCUGCAUCAUUUGAGAUCAGCUGCCAUGAACAAGUUUGAGGUUUAAUACAGAUAACAAUAGCUAACUAAACAAUACCUUCAAUACAAAGAGAAUUAAAGGAAUAUUUUGGGUUCACUGCAAGUUAAGCUCGGUUGACAGUGUUUGUGGCAUCAUAUUGAUUACCACAAACAUUUAUUUUGACUCAUCCCUCCUUUUCUUAAAAAAAUAAAAAAAGCAAAAAUCUGUUCCAGUGAGGCACUUACAAUGGAAGUGAAUGGGGCCAAUUUUUGAACAUUAAAAUACUCACCGUUUCAAAAGUAUAGCCACAAGACAUAAAGGAUAUGCAUGUAAACAUGAUUUUAGUGUGAUAAAAUUGCUUACUGAACUUGUUACCAUGACGAUGUAAUGUCAACAAACCCUGAAACCCUAAAACGACUGUAAAAAUGACUUUAAAUGAAUUUAAACAUCUUUACAGCUCAAAUAAUACAUUUUUACAAUUAAUGUAAGUGCUUUUAUAAAAUUAUAAACUUCAAAUUUCCGUGUUUAAACCCUCCAAAGUUUGUCCCCAUUGACUUCCAUUGUAAGUGUUUCACUGUAACCUCCAUUUGUGCUUUUUUUUUUAUAUAAAGGAAAGGAGGGACGAUUCGAAAUAAAUUUUUGUGGUAAUCAAUAUUAUGCCACAAAUGCUGUCGAUGUACUGAACCCGGAAUAUUCCUUUAAGUUCAUUUACAUCUUUAGCCAUGAUCAAAGACAAGCCCUGCACUUUACAUCUGCAUCUAUACAGGUAGUUUUUCAGUAACUGAUAAAGUUUAGUAAAGGACUGAAUAGAGCACUUAAAGGAAGAUUAAUGUUAAAGGCUUUGGUUCUUAUUUGGGUUCUGCAUUCCGAUAAGGAGUCCAAAAAGGGGUAGACCAAAUUAUACAGUUUCCCUUUGUAAAAGUUGAAAAAUACAUGUUGUACAGUAAAUUAUGUUUUGAUGACAAAAAGCAUACUGUAUAUUUUGUGACAAGCAUUGCAACCUCUAAUUUUUGUACCAAGUUUGUUCAACUAUUUGUAAUAAAAUAAUUAGAUUGUAUAAC